UUUGUAAAUAAUAAAACCCUUUGGAGGACUGAUUCAUUAUUUCUUCGUUCUCUCUCUCUCUCUCUCUCUCGUUCGACUCGAGUAAAGUCAGGGUUCGGAGUCUUUUUUGUUAUUGAGAUCGUUGAGGAGCUUUACUGUUCCGAAGUUACAUAUAAAGGAUCGUGCUUUGAAAGAUGAGUGGAGUUGGAGAGAAAGUUUCUGGAACGACUAAGACACCAGCUGAUUUCCUCAAAUCCAUCCGUGGGAGACCUGUUGUUGUCAAGCUCAAUUCUGGUGUUGAUUAUCGAGGCAUUCUUACUUGCCUUGAUGGGUAUAUGAACAUAGCAAUGGAGCAGACAGAGGAGUAUGUAAACGGGCAGCUCAAGAACAAAUAUGGUGACGCCUUUAUCCGUGGAAACAAUGUUCUCUACAUCAGUACAGUAAAGAGGACUGUAGCUGACGGUGCCUAGGUCCUUCCUGAUGCAUUAUCAUCAACAACACUAGUGGUCAAGUUAUGGCUGCCAUUGGUGUUGUCUUCUUCGAUCUCAUAUUAAAAGAGCUUCUUGUAGUUGACAUGACCCAAGAAUGUUAUUAUCACAGAUUCACAGUCGUCGCGUUUUUCUUGUUAUUAUGAAAUUAUUCACUUUUUAGGA
Molecule: messenger RNA, 632 nt
Organism: Camelina sativa (false flax)
Lineage: Eukaryota; Viridiplantae; Streptophyta; Magnoliopsida; Brassicales; Brassicaceae
Product: sm-like protein LSM6A
Biological process (GO): maturation of SSU-rRNA; mRNA splicing, via spliceosome
Cellular component (GO): P-body; U6 snRNP; nucleolus
Molecular function (GO): RNA binding
Source: RefSeq, a predicted model, not a curated record